CACACACACACACACAUACACACAGUCAGACACACAAAAUCACUUCUGCGUUCAACACGUCUUUCACUUCCCAGCUCUUCACUGCAUGAGUCUCUUUCUGUCUUAAAGCUGUAUUAGCAGGCGGGCGGGUAAAGUCGCAGACGGGAGACAAGACUUAUCUCUGUCACACAGCUUCUGGCCGAGCCAUCCGACAGCUGGUUUAUCUGAGCCACACACCCUCUCACUGAGGAAGUGUCACUCCGCAGCCCCCUCCUCCUCCUCAUUCCUGCUGACUCCCUGCUCACCCUCUCCUUUCUCGCCUCCUCGCCUCACCCCUCUCUGAAUGCCAGGAGCUUUUAGUCAUGGAGCAGACGACAGUCACACACCAACCGAGGCUCUCAGUCACAGACGCCUCAGCAUCAGCGCUUCAAGAGGAGGAAGAGGGGGGCUUCACCACAGGAAGUCAAGAUGACUUGGAGUCAAGCAAUAUCUAUGCAUUUACAGACCCAAUACUCACACAGCCCGGCCUCGGCAUUACCACGACAACCAUCACCACCAUCACACAGACGGGUGGGGGCUGGAGCACCGGCCUGUUCAACGUCUGUGGAGACAAGACUACAUGUGUCCUCGGGGCUCUGGUGCCGUGCUGUUUGGACCUGAGUUUAGCUCAUCAUUAUGGCGAGUGUCUGUGUAUUCCUCUGCUGCCAGGAUCCACUUUUGCCAUGCGAGUUGGGAUCAGAGAGCGCUAUAAGAUACGGGGCAGUGUGUGUGAGGACUGGACCGCAGUGUGUUGCUGUUACCCUCUGGCUGUAUGUCAGAUGAUAAGAGAGAUGAAGCGGAGGAUGAAGACACAGACCUAUCAUGUGUCCACUGCCCUUGAAUGCUCCUGAAGAAACUCUAUACAGUAAACAAGGACUUUCAUUUUACAAUGCAAGAACGACUGGUGAGGGUCAUAUGAGAUUACUGUAUGAAUAGCACAACAAAAUCAAUAACGUUUUAGAUGCCCCUGGGGAUGCAGGAAAAUGAGAACUGUAAAGUCUAAAUGUAGUUUGUAGUGCUUAAAAAGGCCUCAGAGAUUUUGAGAUUGUAACCAUAUUCGUUUUUUUUUGCAGAACAAGAACUCAUCAGCUUUAUUUUGAGUUAGGUGAAGCAGGUAGCAGGACGCGCUUAUUUAGUUUCAGCAGCUGUCACUGUCAGCUAAACAUCUGGUACAGUCAGUCAACAGAAAAUAAACAAAAAACGGGCAACUUUCUUGAGUUCUGAAUACGUUUUGAAGCAUGCAAACUGAAGUGGCUUCCUGAGUAACUUGAGCAAGAUACAGCCAUAUUAUAAGUCAUUAAACCAUUUUUAAUAUAUACAUUUUUUUACAUGCAAUAAACAUGUUUGUACUUAUUUCUAUAGAAGUCAGUUUACCAAUAUGCCUUGGAAUGUUUACCAGUCACCACUAAUAUCUGAAAUAUCAGCCUCAGAAAACCUCUGUGGCCGCCCGAAUGGCAGUGAGAACAUGUUAGUUUAAUUACUGCUCAAUGAAAAAUGUAAUAAAGAAAACUCAGUAACAACUUAUAUUUCCAGAUAUUCAAUGAAGUAUGCUGAGAAGAGUUUAUUGACCAACAUUCUUUAACAGAAAGCGAUACAGGUGAAGUCAAAAAGUGAAUUAGGUGAACCGACCCUUUCAUUUUGUCACGUAUUCCAAAGGUCACCAGACAUUGUGCUUUGUCCCUCUUAGACAUAAAGGGAAGAUGAAGUGUAGAAACAUAAAACUUUCAAGACCUUGAGGUAUAAAUUGUGAAAUGUGGACAUAAUUCAACAUAGUAAAUCUACAAAUCAGAUUUAACACUUUUCAUUUCAGCCUCACACAAAUCCAAAUUCAAGUAAAGCUGGAGAAGCUCAGAAAAGCCUUUUCAGCUCGAUUUGAUAUAAGUGGUCAUUUGGUUUCUUAAAUAAGACUCAAUGGUUUUAAGAGUUGUUUCAUUGAUCUCAGUGCGCCAGUCCAUUCAGUAUACAGAACAAUCUUUCCGAUUACCCGGAAAACAGGCCGUAGCUCUGAUUACAGUCACAGUUCGAGUAUACAGCCUGAUGAUAGUAAAGGUCAUUUCCAUAUUUCUGAAAUUAUUUUAUCUUUCUAUUCCUUAUUUCACUUCAAGCAUUACAUCAUAUUAUCAAUCCAGUCCUGAUUGCUCUGGUUCCCUGAGCCCAAAAUGUCAACCAGCGAGAGCGGAUACGGAAAAUGUUAUUUCGACACAAAGCAGACGGGUUCUCAAAGGGCAAAUAUGUAAUUUGUUAACUCUUAAGCAUAUGGUGCCCUACCUUGCAACUGCUUCAAAUGAAAUGGGGAAAAUAAUAAAAUGGGUUUAGGUGUGGAGAGAUGUGAAUAAUUAAUUAUAAUCUUAUUUUACACACUAGGGUGCACAUAAAUCUGUUCAAUCAUUUCAGAUUUUCAUAACUGUACAUUUUCCUUUUAUCUGAUUAUUUUGUUGUUGAUUUUAAACAUAUUGGAACUCAUCAUUCUUAUCUGACAGUGUUACUGAAGUAAAGACGGAUGAAGUGUCAGAAGGACAGAAUUAUCCACAUUGCGUGAGAACAAAUCACUUCAGAUUAUAGGCCUUGCACCAUUCAAUCAAACGCAGCGGUGUACAAGCAAUUUCUUCCCACUAAAAGCUUUAGUGAAAAAAUAAAACUUUGUUUUGCAUUAUGGGGGAUUCCACCCACAAGUUUAUGUCCCACUGUGACUUUUUGAAUUCACACAAUGAACAGUCCCUGCUGUGUUUCACUGCACAUCAAAGAAACUUCUGCAAAAACUACAUUUCUUUCAAUUCAGCUUGGAAGUAAAAUAUAGCAAAUGGCGCAGAUCAGUAAAACUACCCAGAAUAACCUAAAAACAGAAGUUGUUGUUGUUUCCAAGAUUGUAUAUUUUAUGUUCGGUCCUCAGUUACAGACAUAUGUUAAUGGGAGUUUCAUGACAGCAGUGACAUAGGCUACUGUAAAUUCUGGAUAAUAAGGAUUGCGAUGUCUGCAUUAGGCUCCAGUGUUUCCUGAGUCGCUCUGAAUGGAUACAUCUCCGUGCUGCUCCACUGCUCUCUGCCUACUGGGGGUUGUUAGUGAGCAGAUCUGCCUCGAGCCAUGCUGCCUUCAGGCGCCGUGGUAGCAUCUUCCCUCCCUGUGUAUUGACCAAAUGUUAUUGCUUCAGCAUCAAUAGCUUUAAGGGUGUAUUUGAAUUGCAAAGCAAAUGUAUUUCCAAUUUACCAAGCCAAUUUAAAAUGCCCUACAUGCUCAUUCCAACUGUAUAUCUUUAUCCACACAGAUUUUAAGUAAUAUGUGAUGUACCACUGUUGUUUGAAGUAAGGAUAAUCUUUUUCACUUUUAAAGGGUCAUUUUAACAUUUUCCUAUUUCUAUUUGGGGUGAAUUUAUUUAUUUAGUUUGAUUGAACAUGACACAAAAUAUCCAAUUAUUGAAUGAACAUGUCUGCUGAUAGUUUACACAUUUUAUAUUUUUACUGCAUCACCACACACACUCACACAGCCCGGCCUUACGUCAUCUCUACCAGACACACCUCCACUCCUGAACCAUUAGGGGGCAGUGUUGCUCCGGAUCUGGACCCCCGUUGGCUGUUUCCUAUUCCCACAGCCUCGUCUUAAGUGCUGAUCUGGGGUCAGAGUUGGGAUUUCCACAGCAGUUGUACAGGUCAAGAUUUGGAACAGUGAAGCCCAUCCUCACUCAGCAGCCCGACAGGGACCAUAAAGCAUCUCUGCAGAGGAUGUUUCCUGCUGUUUCAGCACAAACACGACCCCCCCCAUGCAUCAGGUGCAGAGUACAGGAUGUUAUCGACAGUGGCCCCUCGGGGAGCCAUGUUAGUGUGGGUGUGGAAAUGUGUGUGAUGUAUGCAGAUGUAUCCUGGAAGGCCCUUCCCAUAAUUGCGCUCAUUGUGGACAGUUACUGGUACAGAGGACGAGCCAGUAAACAGAUAAAACACAAAACACAGCACAGGGGGGAAAUCAUUCAUCCCCUCCUGAGCUGCACAGGACUGAACAACAACCAGCUGAAGGUGGAGUGUUUGUGCUUCCCGAAACGAUACACUGACAUUUCUGAAAUGGAUAUUUAAUACAUUUCACUUCUCUCUUCCUUCGCCUCUCCUGCAUCUAUUUUCUCUUCAUCGUCCUCUUUUUCUUGCCCACCCUCCACCCUCAAUAAUUUUAUGUCUAUUCCCACAUUUCCUCUGUCCUCUUUUAUUUAUUUACUUCUCUCUGACUCCUGCUCGUGGGUGUGUUUGAGAGCGAGGUGUGGAGAGAGCUGCUGAGCUGGAGCACUCGUCCCCCUGGUGAUUCUUCUAUCCAGGACAACAAGCAUCACCUGGGGUUUACAUAACACACACUUCCUCACACUCUCUCUUCAUAUCACUUUCUUUUGUUUCUUCCUUGCCCUCUCUGUGUCUCUCUCUCUGUUUUUCAUUCUGUCUUUCUCUCACACACAUCACUGUCAUGGAGGGAGGGGGGUAUUCAGCUGUUGUAGAGCCUGCAGCUAGGACCCUGUGUGCUUUUUUACUGAGAGUUGUCUUGUUUUAGGUUGUGUGUGUUUGUGUGUGAUGAUGGAAGCCUGGAAUUUGUUGGCACCGCUCCGCUCCUCAGGCUAAGCAGGCGGUUUUAUAGAUUUUUCUUCCCAAAGACAGACAGGAGGAGGAUUUCAUUGUAGGAAUGAUUUGAAAACCACUGUCAUACACAGGGAUUAGAAUACUAGAGAUUUGCCCGCUUUUGUAGUUGUUGUGCCUCUGCCUUCUAUAUUCCUCCCUGCAAAAGAAUUUAUCCCUAAAUUCCUCGUAUGAAAAGAAAAGGGAGGUUGAUUUUGUUUCACGAUAUAAGCUGUGUGUCCUUUGAGGUCAUUAAACUGUGGCAGUUGCCAGAACUAGAAAA
Molecule: messenger RNA, 4884 nt
Organism: Trematomus bernacchii (emerald rockcod)
Lineage: Eukaryota; Metazoa; Chordata; Actinopteri; Perciformes; Nototheniidae
Gene: plac8l1
Product: PLAC8 like 1
Exons: 5
Coding region: 342-869 (175 amino acids)
Source: RefSeq, a predicted model, not a curated record